This is a messenger RNA of Saccostrea cuccullata (small rock oyster), 417 nucleotides long. RefSeq lists its product as uncharacterized. NCBI's taxonomy places the organism in Eukaryota, Metazoa, Mollusca, Bivalvia, Ostreida, Ostreidae. The annotation marks the transcript as partial. The transcript is spliced from 2 exons. The record is from RefSeq and is a predicted model, not a curated record.
GUUCUUCAUACCACUAAUAUUACAGGUUUUUGUCCUAGAGGGUACUCCGUGUACAUGCCGUUAGAUAUCACUAGAUGUAUGCGGUAUGAGGAGACACCGGCCCAGUAUGACGACGCAGCCAAAGCAUGUCAACUGGAGGGCGCGGAUAUAAUCAAGUUAGAUUCUGCACAAAAGUUCAAGAUCUUCAAAGAAUUUCUGGUGUUGACAGCUAACAUCAGCAGAGCUGAGGUUUGGAUACAGGGGAGGAAGGUGAACGGAGAAUGGAGGUUCCAUGACGGAGCGCCCUUCAUCCACUUCUGUCCACUGGUGGCAUCGAAUGGCUCGAUAGAGACUCGCCUCAGAUCCAUGACAAAGGAUGACUUCAAAUGCUACGACAAUGUUCCCGAAGCCCAAUAUAAUUAUGUCUGUGAACUGUAG